AUGAAAUGGGUCAACUGGCUGGCGACUGUUUCAUUAGUGCGACUUGCCUAUGGAUUAGAACAGGAUUAUUGUUCCAGUGAAAACACAGGUACGGAUCUUAUCACAUACGGUUACCAAAGUAAUGGGUACUGUUCGGAUACCUGUCGUGGGAAGUCGUUCGAUUUUGCCAUAGUACAAGGAUAUUCCUGCUGGUGUUCUAACGAUCUCCCAUCUUCGCAGGUGUCAGUUUCGUCAUGCAGUGAGACCUGCCCAGGGUAUGGGGUAGAGGACUGUGGUGACACCAGUGCCGGAUUAUAUGGGUACUUGUACCUUGGAUCAGGCUCUCUGCCAUCCAUUAGUUCAAGUUCAAGUCCUAGUGGAACCACUUCGGAAUCCAGUGCAGAUCCCUCUUCUACAUCUACUGAUGAUGAUGGUACCACUGUUACAAACGAUGGGAGUUCUACUAGUGACACGGGUUCGGCAACCUCAUCAUCAUCAUCAUCAUCCUCCUCCUCCUCCUCCUCCUCCUCCUCCUCCUCCUCCUCUUCUUCUUCUUCUUCUUCUACUUCUUCUUCUACUUCUUCUUCUUCUUCUUCAUCUUCCUCUUCUUCUUCUUCAUCUUCCUCUUCAUCCUCAUCAUCAUCUUCGUCCUCUUCCUCAUCUUCAUCCCCAACAGCACAGACUACAACAACGUUAGAACCAUCUAUUUCUGUUCUUUAUUCGGUGGAAACGAUCACAGCAGAACCAUCGACAGAUAGCAAUAGUAACGGUAGCAAUAGUAGGACCAACGAGAUUGUCACCACAAGGGUGAUAACAACAGUAUACUCGUCACCGUCUCAAACUAUUGCUGCGUCCACAUCAACUGAAAGCAACUCUAAUCGGGGAAAUUCAAGCUUUUGGGACUCAUCGGGCAAAGUAGGGGGAACCUUCGCUGUAGUAGGGGUAGUGGUAGCUGCAAUACUCGCUAUUCUGCUCAUAUUAUUCCUCAAGUACAGAAAGAACAAAGAACAACAAGACUUUGAAAAGACAUACGAUGAGGUGAAAAGAUCAGCUACUGGAGCAUACUCUACUUCGUCUUCUUCCCAAAUACAUAGCAGUGGCGGUGGUGGUGGUGCAGCACCCUUUGUUUACACAGAUGAAAAGGGUAUUGUGAACACGACGACAACCAGUCCUAAAUCGCCGACAUCAAACACCCAGCAACCCGUUAAUACCCCCGAGUCUGAAGUAUCAGAACCUGUUGUCCUUGACCAAAGGCUGGAUCCACAACAUUUAAUGUCGCAAUGGGAAACGAACGGAAGUAGAGUAUCACUCGCUGACGAUGUUGACUAUUCGAGAAAAGUAUUAAGAGUAAUCAACGAAUGA
Kluyveromyces lactis is the source of this 1341-nucleotide messenger RNA. RefSeq names its product Wsc4p (gene WSC4). NCBI's taxonomy places the organism in Eukaryota, Fungi, Ascomycota, Saccharomycetes, Saccharomycetales, Saccharomycetaceae. The coding region runs from base 1 to 1341 and encodes 446 amino acids. The transcript has a single exon. The record is from RefSeq and is a predicted model, not a curated record.